GGUGCACCUCGUAUCUUGGCGAAGUGGAACUUGCACAGCGAAACCCACUGCAGCCUCAGGAAAGGUGGCAAACACAAGCGGCAGGGCGUCCAGUGGCAUUGGUUGAGUCCCUCUCACAGCCACAUUGUGUCAGGCCGAGCUCACAGCCAUGUCCCUUCCUCGAUCACAGGCUUACCCUUGGACCAGCAUGCUCUCUUCCGGCCCAGAUGACCACCGAGCUGGAGAAUGUUUCUUUCGCGGUGGUGCCUGCUUAAUGGAGAAUGCAUUGUGCGCUUCAAGUUACAAGUUGUCAACAGCCUCUUUUUUAGAAACACUUUGAGAGGGGCUUCCGCAGUAUUGCAGCCGUCUGCUGGAGCCACCCAGCACUGCAGCGAUCCGCUAGAGCCACCUAGACUUGACUAUCAACAUUAUCAGAACCGGAACCACCAGAAUCACGGCCAUCUUUUUGUUGGGGUAAUGGGGAAGGGGCUGUCAUCAACGAGCCUUUGGAAGGAAGGGUGCUGGGGCUCCACUCAGAGCCGCUUUGCCUUCACUACUGACAAGAAUGUGACUUUGAAUGGCACUCAGAGACAUUUGCAACUCCUCAGCAGUGCUGCGGCUUCUGAACAAUCUAGUCUAACUCCAAGGGCAGGUGUCCCAAAGGCUUCUCUCUGCAAGUUGAAAAGGACCGUCACUCAUGGCACCGCCAAUGGUUCUCCUCACAAAGCAAUCGGCCUCGACUCGUCUCGCUCAACAAUGAGAGGCCUUGCCGUCCUGCGAGCGAUUGGUGCGGCUGCAGCAUUUGAGAACCAUCUGACUGGGCGAGUGUCCAGACCGGCUUUGAACACCUUUCGGAACUCGAGCACUGUUACAGCCGCAGACACAAAGAGUGCUGGGGCCACAUCAGAGACUGAGCGAACACCAAGGAUCUCAACCAAUGAACGGUCCCGCUCUGAUCCUCGUUCCCCAAGCCCCCCUGCUCUGAACUUGAACAAGCAUCGGGCCGGUGUGUCAAAAGGUUCCGGCUGGACGGCAGACAGGGCCCGUUCCCCUGGUGAGUCGAGCGCAACUGAGAAGCGGCCGCUUCCGCCGCUCGCGAUUGUAGAGAAGCUUCUCAAGGUCAAGGGGGGCUCUGCCUCUCUGCCUUUGCUGAAAGAUGAUUGGUCAGAAGGGGGCCGGAGGAGGGGGGGCGUCGAACGGCACACAUCGGCAGAUCGGAAGCCGGAUGGGAGUGGGGGGCAGUCCGUGCAGGCUCAACUGGGGGAGAAGGGAAUCGUCCUGCCAGAGUAUGGGCCAGGAUCUUAUAGAAUCCUCUGUCCAAAGUGCAAUGGUGGAAGCUCCGCAGAAGCUGCCCUCAGUGUCACCAUCUCCAAUGGAACCGCCGUCUGGUGCUGCCAUCGGGCCACUUGUGGCUGGACGGGGCGUGCCGGAGCCAGCCGAUAUGUUCCCUCCUCCUCUCAAGGUGGUGCUCCUUCAGGCUCCGCCCAGGGUAAUUUCGUGCGCCCCCCAAAGCGGCCUCCCAAGCUGCCCCGCCCUGAAGACCUGUUGGAUCUCCCCCCGGAGAUGGUUGACUUCUUCAAUGGGAGGGGGAUAAGCGAGGCGACUCUAGCGCGGAACGGGGUUAGGAUGCAGGUCGCAUUCUGCCCCCAGAAGAAAGAAUCGGUGCCGGCGGUCGUGUUUCCGUACUACUGGGGGGGCGAGCUGGUGAACGCCAAGUACAGAACACUGGACAAGCAGUUCUGGCAGAUCAAGGGGGCCGAGAAAGUUUUUUACGGCAUCGAUGACGUCAUCGACAGCGAGACGGUCAUCAUUGUGGAAGGCGAGAUGGACAAGUUGGCCCUGGAAGAGGCCGGCUACAGGAACUGCGUCAGCGUGCCAGAUGGGGCUCCCGCCAAGGUAUCAUCAGACCCGUCCGCGCCAACCCCUUUCAGUGAUCGUAAGUACUCAUACGUCUGGACCUGCCAAGAAGACCUCAGCAAAGCGUCCAAAUUCGUACUCGCAACGGAUGCGGACGGUCCGGGGCAGGCGCUGGCCGAGGAGUUGGCGCGUCGGCUGGGCCGGGAGAAAUGCUGGCGGGUUAAUUGGCCGUUUAUGCCCGACGGGAGGCGGGUUAAGGACGCUAACGAGGCGCUUAUGGCACUCGGAAGGGCGGGGGUGAAAGCGGCAGUUGAGGGGGCUGAGCCGGUUCCAGCUGUCCAGACUUCGGACCCUGACCCAGCUGUAGAUGGGGCUUCCCACGAGCAGACAAGGAUUAGUGGGUCCGGGGUAGACGCGGGGUCAGGGUCUCGGGGCGAAGUACCGGGAUCUGGGGUCAAUGACGCGGGGCGGAACGAGAUGGGUAAAUUGUUCGAAAGUACAAAGAGGGGAAGCGGAUCUGAAAGACCGAAGGAGACGAGGCCAGUUUUGCAAGCCUCUAGCAAAGGUCCUGGUGGGUCGCAACACUUUGCGGGAACAGCUCCAAGGUUCGGAAGCGCAAAAGGGGGCUCGUUCUCACCCGGCAGUGUAUCCACGAGAGCAGCGGCUCUGCGUGCGAUACCAGGGCCGGUGGAGACAGGCACCGGGCUCGGAUGGUCGUCGUCCCAUCUAAAGGUCCGUUCCCUGUCGACAAGGUCCAACGGUUUCGUUUGCAGCGCAGUGCGCGGCGGUCAAGGGGAAGCCGCGCACAGCAACGGGGAGGCGGCGGGGGACGAAGACGUGGCUUUGGACGGGAAGCCAGUGGCGCCACUUGUGAAGCGAGGCGCGCUGGCCAUUCCUCGGAGGAGGUCGGCGGUUGUGGUAGGAAAAGGGGGUGGGGAGCAGCCUUUGGGGAGUAGUGAGUCGCUGCAUUUUGCAGCAAGGAAUGAUGAGGAGAGUGAGAGCGCGGAACGAUUUACUGCUCGGGUCGGAGUAAGUUCGGAAAGUGAGCGGGUUGUAAAUUGGUGGGAAAAGGAGUUCCCCGGCGUUGUUUCCCCUGGAUACUUGGAGCCGCGGCAGAAUCCGGCGACUGGGCGACGAGCUUUCAUACCGGAUGCGGAAGCACGGGCAAUUGGGGGGCAGAACGGAGGGUCUGCUGACGCACCAAAAGUGCGGAAAGUCAGGCUACGGAGGACAAAGAGUGCGCCAACGCUGGAGGGUAGCGGAGGAAAUAAUCUGACAGCAUCGCAGGCGCCUCUACCAAGUUUGUUUCGGACAAAUGCGGGUGUUUCCACCAAGCAGGGAGAGGGUUUGCACAAGGGUGCAGAUCCGGGCAGAGGACACGUUACAAGCGCGGGGAAACAAGGGUCCAAUGGCGUGGUCGGUGAUUCAGCCCCGGUCGGAAUCAAAAGAGUCGCGAAGACCCUUCCUGACGGUACAGACCGUACUCGAGCAAUAUCAACCACAGCCGGCUCAAACACUGCGUCUGAAAGCGGUGCGAUUGCGGGUUCGCCAGCGAGUUCGGACCUGACAACCGAGCGGACGCAACACGGGGAGAGCGAAUCGGACGGCCCCCCGAGCAGUCCGGCAGCGUCCGGACUGAACGAGGAGCAGCUGGCGGCGGUGUUUGCCCCGGUGGGUCCAGUGCGCGUGGUGGCGGGACCCGGGUCAGGGAAAACCAAGGUGCUGACCAACCGGGUUGCGCACCUGGUGCUCGACCGGGGGGUGAAGCCCUGGAACACGCUGGUGGGCACCUUCCACGGCAUCUGUGCGCGCAUCCUGCGCAAGUCCGUCGCGAGCAUGCCCGACUGCGGCCGGACCACGACUUACGUCAUCUAUGACGAAACCGACUCCGCGUCCCUCCUCCGCAACAUUCUCAAGAAGGUCCCGCGUUUCGACCCGGCAAAGAUGAGUGUGAAGGACCUCAUGGACCGUCUCGGGAAAGAAAAGGCGUGGCGGCUCAGGCGAGAGAUCGACGGCCGCCAGCAGGGGGAUCCCUCCGGCCGCCACGUAGUCCCACUGAAGUCAGCACUUGUCAGCGCAGGAGGGGAGGAGUCUCCCUUGGGGAUGGAUCCCAUACUCCAGUCCAUAGCUGCACAGUAUGAGGCCGAGCUUCGCAAGUGCAACGCAUUCGACUUUAUGGACCUGCUGAUAUGGGCCGUUCGGCUGCUGCGUUCGUGUCCGUCCGAACUGCAGGCGUACCGCGAGUUAUGGCAGCAUCUUCUGGUGGACGAAUUCCAGGACACGGACUUCGCCCAGUACGAGCUGGUGCGACUCUUGGGCGAGAAGAACCAGAGCGUGUUCGUUGUGGGCGACAUGGACCAGUCUAUCUACGGGUGGAGGGGCGCCGACUUCCGCAACAUGCAGCUGCUGUUCGAACGGGACUUCCCAGGGGGGCAUGAUUACCAGCUGCGGAAGAACUAUCGUUCGACCAAAAACAUUCUUCGGGCUGCUGAGGCCCUCAUCCGGCAAAGCGAAGUGGAUCGCACGAUUGGGCGGCACAAGCCGUUGCAACUGACCCCCACGAAGCCUCACGGGCCGGUCAUCAAGUUCCUCGAGAGCGCAACGGACGAUGAGGAGGCGGCAAUGGUGGUGAGCCACGUGCAACUCCUCGUGUCGGCGCGGGGCCACUCCUGGGGGGACAUGGCCAUACUCUACCGCACCAACUCUCAGGCACGUUAUUCCCCCUGGUUCGGGGGUUCCGCACCAAGUUCGGAUCAUUCCUUGGGGAGCAUGGCGGUGCUCUCUGCGGGCAAUCUUACCCCUCUGAAGCGGAGCUUCUGUUUUGCAACUAGUUUAGAUCCCUUUUGGGGGGACGUGGCGGUUCUCGACUACACCAAGGUCCCCCCCCAAAAUUCCCGCAAGUUCCAGCAGCAGCUGACUGCGCGGGGGAUCCCCUUCGUGGUGGUAGGAGGGCUCAGCUUCUACGCACGAAAAGAGAUCAAGGAUAUUAUCUCCUAUCUGAAGUUGAUCGCCAACCCGCUGGACGAGGUCGCGCUUAACCGAGUGCUCAACGUUCCCAGCCGAGGGAUUGGGGAGAAGUCGGUGGAGAAGCUUCAACUGUGGGCUGCCUCCCUUGACAUGACGCUCCCGCAAGCCCUUCAUGAGUACCGGAAGCAGUUGCCAGACAGUCUCGCUCUCACCAGCCGAAUCAAGUCUGCCGUGCAGCGGUUCACUCUGCUGAUGGAUCAUUUGUCCGUGAUGAGCCAAACCGAGUCGCUGGACGUGCUGAUACGGGAGAUUCUGCAGAGGACGGAAUACGAGGCGCACAUCUUCACGACCAAGUCGGAGGACAUGGCGGAGAAGCGCGAGCGGUGGGAGCACGUCCAGGACCUGCGGCAGGCCGCGCGCGAGCACGAGCGCAAGAACGGGGCCGGGGCGGCCGCGCUAGCGUCGUUCCUAGAGGACGUGGCGCUCGCGGCCGCGGUGGACGAGGAAGGGGUGGAGGGGGGCGCGAAAAAAGCGGGCAAGAGCGCGCAGGCGGCGCAACCGGUCGUCAAGCUGAUGACAAUCCAUGCCGCAAAGGGCCUCGAGUUCCCGUGCGUCUUUUUGGUGGGCGUCGAAGAGGGCCUCCUUCCGGUGAACCAGAGCAUCCCCUACCCGGAACUCGUGGCGGAGGAACGCCGCCUCUGCUACGUGGCAAUUACGCGGGCCAGGGACCGAUUGUUCCUGUCAAGGGCCGAUACACGAUUCAUCAACGGAAAGGUGCUUUUCCAACGUGCAUCUCGGUUCUGGACGGAGCUGGCUUAGAGCGGCAGCGUCAUUCCACUAACCCACAAGAUAAUUCUCUCAAAUACUGCUGACAUCUGAAAACGCGUAGGGUCUGCCUUACCACUGGGGGUGCUCAUACUGUGGCUCUAAGUGGGCAGCCUUGGGUUGGCCUGUGACACGCACGUUCUGGGCCCCUGUUUGCAUGAAAAUAUUCAAUCUGCAUGAUUGUUGUACAGUCUGUUCAACUUGACACUUGAAAAAAUACCUUCUAAAAGCCCGGACGAGCCUAUGGAGUGAUUAUCUGAGGUCUCUUAUCCCCUAGUUGGAAAUGAUGACCACCAAAAUACCAAGUAAAACGAUCUAGGAUUGCACGUUG
Messenger RNA from Klebsormidium nitens, 5959 nucleotides. Lineage: Eukaryota; Viridiplantae; Streptophyta; Klebsormidiophyceae; Klebsormidiales; Klebsormidiaceae. The record is from the annotation of a GenBank genome assembly.